AUGUCUUAUUCACUACUUUCUGAUUUGGAUGCUACUCGCAAAGACUGGCUGAUUAGAGUCGGAGUCUGCCGGCAGUGGGAGUUUAUUAAUUACAAGCGCAGCCCAGACAUGAUAAGCCUUGACAUGAUACUAAUUGAUGAAAAGGGAACUUUGAUGCACGCAAUAAUAUGGAAGAACCAAGUCAAUAAGUUUCGUGAUAAGUUGAGUGAAGGAUUUGCAGUCAUUAUUAGAAAUUUCAAAGUUUCAGCAUUAACCGGUGACUACAGACCAGAUGAUAUUGUCCAUAUCCCUCAGAAUGGUUUUCAGUUUAUUCAACCAGAAAUUAUUCGCUCAAGGAUCAACAACAACAUUCUCCUGUCAGAAAGUGUGGGUUCAAAAUGGAAGAAGCGCGACAUACACAUUCUUACUGAUCCAGAGGAUCUGACUAUCAAAGCAAGGAUAACUUUGUGGGAGGACCAUGGCGAAUCAUUUUACCCCUAUGUAUAUCCCAACGACUUUGGACCCUACAUUGUCAUUAUCACUGCUACAACGGUCAAAGAAUUCAGAGGCGAACUAACUUUUGCCACCACCGCUGCAAGUAAAAUUUUUGUCAAUCUUAAAAUGGACAACAUCACCGCCUUGCUUCAUAAAUUCUCAAAGAAGUCAGUUGAUGUUGUAACUAUUGCGAGUGGAAACUCAAGUAACGUUCCCAAUGCACAAGCUAUGUUUGAAAACAGGAUGACUGUUGCAGAAUUAUUAGAUUCUGAAUGGAGUCCCGACAUAGAGGAAUGUGUGGUUACACUCCGUGCACAGAUCACUGCAGUAGAGAAUUUCUUUGAUUGGUAUUACAUUUCAUGUAACUUCUGCAACAAGAAAGUUGAAUCUUCAAAUUGUGUCUACACAUGCCCGAAGUGCAACAAACAAUGUGACUUACCAUUGAUUAGGUUUAAAAUCCACAUUAACGUCAAGGACAAUGGUGGGAACACUACUUUGGUCCUGUUUAAUGGAGUCGCUGAAAAACUUCUUGAUACUUCUGCCCACAAGUUGGUUAAUCGUUUGUCCAAAAGCGAGACAAAUAUACCGCCCCAGAUUCAAAGUCUUUGCGGGAUGGAAUUGGUCUUCAAACUCAAAUUGAGCAGUUUCAAUUUGAAAGAAGGGCUGGAAAACUAUACAGUCACAGAAGUUUAUUUGCCUGAUGAAGAAUUAGAAUUGCAGCACCGCAUAAACAAAUACAAAAGGGUUAAGGUAUACAGGAAAGAGAAAUUGGAAGAUUCCACUGAACAAACAGACUUCAAUGCGGAAGGAUCAAACACAGACUACUCUAAAGAACUUUCUGAUGAAGAAGACACUUUUUUUUCCAAACAAAGAGUUUAUUCAAGAAAGUUGAAGAAGCGAAGGAACUUAUUUAUAGCUGACAGUGAAGAGAGUGAUGGUGACACCAUAAAAAGGACAAAGUAG
Messenger RNA from Solanum pennellii, 1437 nucleotides. Its product is annotated as replication factor A protein 1-like. NCBI's taxonomy places the organism in Eukaryota, Viridiplantae, Streptophyta, Magnoliopsida, Solanales, Solanaceae. Gene Ontology annotation, cellular component: nucleus. The record is from RefSeq and is a predicted model, not a curated record. Gene Ontology annotation, biological process: DNA repair; DNA replication; DNA recombination. The transcript has 9 exons. Bases 1 to 1437 code for a protein of 478 amino acids. Gene Ontology annotation, molecular function: DNA binding.